CCGCGAGAUCGAUCGACCGAUCGAUCAAUCGAAUCCUCGCGCCGCCGCCGCAGCGAGGUGCCAGCUUCAAAAGUUUAGCUGGAGUAUCCUGAAUGGAUUUAAAUGCUUCACCAUGUCCUGAAGAAGAUGACCAGUCUUAUGAAGAGCAUGUUGAUUUUUCACAGAAUGAGCAUGCUGAGUCUGCUGUUGAGAUAAUGCGAAGGGAACGUGAAGAGCGACGGAGGAAGUUAAAGAGGGAGCAGCAUGAUGAUGGACCAAAGCCAUAUCGACCACAGAUUAGGAAUGAUCAUAUGAAUCAAAACAAAAUCAGUAGACAUGGACGGAUUAAAGAGCCACCUCAGGGCUGGUUGGAUUGCCCUGGAUCUGGUGAGCCAAUAGAUAGGAUUGUACCUUCUAAAGUUCCCCUGGAUGAAACCUUCAACGAGUCUGUGCCUGCUGGGAAAAGAUAUUCUUCCAAGCAAGUCGUUAAUAAACAAAGAAAAGCUGGCAGAGAUAUCGGUUUAGUGAUUGACUUGACAAAUACCACUCGGUACUAUUCACCAACUGAAUGGACAAGACAGGGUACUAAACAUGUCAAGAUUGCCUGCAAGGGAAGAGAUGCUGUUCCAGACAAUGAAUCUGUUAACACAUUUGUGUAUGAGGUGAUGGCAUUUCUUGAUCGUCAAAAGCAAUCAAGGAAUCCCAAGUAUAUUCUUGUUCACUGUACCCAUGGGCAUAAUCGUACAGGUUUUAUGAUUGUUAAUUACCUACUGCGCACUCAACUAUCUAGUGUUACCGAGGCACUGAACAUAUUUGCACAACGGCGACCUCCUGGAAUAUAUAAAAGUGACUAUAUUCAAGCUCUCUAUUCAUUUUAUCACGAAAUUCCUGAAAAUAUUGUAUGCCCUCCAACACCAGAAUGGAAGAGACCCUCUGAUCUUGAUUUGAACGGUGAAGCUAAGCAGGAUGAUGAUGAUGGCAAUGGAGAUCUUGCGCCAUCACCUACCCAUGAAGAUGAUAAAGUCAUUACUAAUGAUGAUAUCUUAGGGGAUGCUGUACCUAAUGACCAGCAAGAUUUCCUGCGCAGUAUAUGUUUUCGGUUACUUGAAUUAGUGCCUAGUGGUAGAGCUAAUGCUCAGUUUCCCGGAUCUCAUCCAGUGUCUCUUAACAGCGAGAAUCUGCAAAUUCUGAGACAGCGAUAUUAUUAUGCAACAUGGAAAGCCGAUGGAACGCGAUACAUGAUGCUUAUAACACGUGAUGGUUGCUUUCUAGUUGAUAGGAACUUCUGCUUUAGAAGAGUUCAGAUGCGUUUUCCUCUUCGAAAUCCGAAUGAAGGUUUCCACCACUAUACAUUGAUUGACGGAGAAAUGAUUGUUGACACUGUACCGGGUUUGGGGUUGAAGAGGAGAUACUUGGCAUAUGAUCUAAUGGCACUUAAUUCCCAGUCUGUAGUCAAGUUGCCUUUUUCUGAGAGGUGGAAAUUACUUGAUGAUGAGAUAACACGCCCACGCUUUCAUGAUAAAGGACAUUUUGAUAGUGGUGCAAAAGGCAGUCCAUCAUACAAAUAUGACAUGGAACUAUUUUCGGUAAGGAGAAAGGAUUUCUGGCAACUUUCUGCAGUGAACAAGAUACUGAAGGAGUUUAUUCCGAAGCUUUGUCAUGAAUCUGAUGGGCUUAUAUUACAGGGAUGGGAUGAUCCUUAUGUAACUCGUACACAUGAAGGUCUUUUGAAGUGGAAAUAUCCAGAGAUGAAUUCAGUUGACUUUCUGUUCGAGAUUGGUAGCGAGAACCGUCAGUUCAUUUUCCUCUAUGAGAGAGGUAGAAAGAAACUUAUGGACAGUGCUCGGGUGGUGUUCCCUGAUGAAGUUGAUCCAUCUUCAAUAUCAGGGAAAAUCGUCGAGUGCUCUUGGAAUAAACAAGAGGAUUGUUGGUCCUGCAUGCGCAUUCGAACAGAUAAAUCGACUCCUAAUGAUAUCAAUACUUACAGAAAGGUAAUGAGGAGCAUCACUGAUAACAUUACUGAAGACAAGCUCCUGGAGGAAAUAUAUGAAAUCAUGAACCUUCCUAUGUACGCUGAUAGGAAAGCAAAGCCUCAUGCGCGGAAUAUGGCUCAACAACGAAGGAGAUGAUAGAGGGCCAGUUAUACAUAUUCAUCUUGUACAAUUAUAGAGAGCUGUAACCCUGCAACCAACAGAUAGCAAAGGCCAGCUGGUCCAGGCAGUAGCUUGCUUAGAUAGUGUUUAUAUCUUCAUAGUGAGCCAUAAGCAAGCCGAGAAUUUUUCAAAAUGAUCUCCCUGUUGAUCAUUUCAGAAUGUUGUAAUUCUUCAAUUAUGUAUAUCCUCUGAUGUGCUAUACGGCUACACCUUCCUUUGUUUCGUGGCCCCUCCAGCAAAUAGGUUCUUCAAUUAUGUCAACAGUCACAAUGCACAUAAUUUAUGUGCAUGUAAUAAAAAGUAAACAUACAAAUGGCAUACUGGAGUACGCGACG
Messenger RNA from Oryza brachyantha (malo sina), 2467 nucleotides. RefSeq names its product mRNA-capping enzyme-like. Gene Ontology annotation, molecular function: protein tyrosine/serine/threonine phosphatase activity; mRNA guanylyltransferase activity; mRNA 5'-triphosphate monophosphatase activity. The record is from RefSeq and is a predicted model, not a curated record. The coding region runs from base 93 to 2108 and encodes 671 amino acids. Lineage: Eukaryota; Viridiplantae; Streptophyta; Magnoliopsida; Poales; Poaceae. Gene Ontology annotation, biological process: protein dephosphorylation; 7-methylguanosine mRNA capping. The transcript has 18 exons.